AUGCCCGUUACUCGUAGCAUGGCCAAGUCGGCAUCGUCGUCUACUGUUGGGGCUUCUGCCCAACCGUCUGACACUAAAUCCGCCAAGCCGGAACCCUUCCCUGGGGCCGUAUUCGACUUGUUCGACGACUACUCAGACGAUACUCCUCUUCUCGGCCGGGACGCCAAGCUGAUUCGCGACGCUACAACAUCGGCGUUAACACAAGUCUGGAAUGAUUCCUGCGCCUCUACCGCGCUGCUGACCCGUAGGAUCAAUGAAAACAACGAGGCCCUCAAGGAAAAGCUCAGCGAGUCCUUCGCGGUGGUAGGCCGACGCCUCGACUUACUGCCGUCGGUACUGGCCCGUCCUCCACGGGACCGCGAUCGCCGGAUCGCGGUAACCACCCCUCAGGCCUCCCGUACCUGGAAGGACGCCGUUGCAUCAGCGAUCCCACGAUCUGGUCGCCCUCGUUCUCUCGUACGAACCACCGACUACCGUUGCUUCAACUGCGGGGGUGUUGGUCAUUUCGCGUCCAGUUGCCCCUCACCCCGGCGUUCGGCAUCUUUGGGGUUCGCUCCUCGGGCACGCCCUGCGGUACCAAGACCACGCGCGGGGUACCCUCCUCCACUUCCCCAGGCAUCGUUCCUCUCCCCAAAGAGCGCUGUUCCCUCCCGGCGCGUUGAAGCUAACGACGAGGCCGCGCUAGACGUCACUGCUCUCUCCGCUUCCUUGCGAGACUCUCAGGCACAACUCGCUCAUUCCCAAGCGCGCGUUUCGGCACUCCUUCGUCGUAAUGAGGAACUCGCUCAGUCGUCCCUUUCGGCGCCAUCUUCUCCGCACGGUUUUCAGGGCCAACACAGGGCUCCCUCAUUACCGGACGUUCGGCUACUCUUAUGCUCCGUGUUGAUCGUCUCCGCGCUUGUUAGCCCCGCUCAAAGUGUCGACGCUUGGCUUUGUCCCCACGAGGGUCAGUCUACCUUUUUCCAUUUCCCGGCUUUCCCCGACUGUAGCUCACUCUGGCCCAACAUCUCGUCAGACCCUGUCAAGGCCACGGUACUGUUAUACCGACCCAAUACUCAGCUUUACUCCACUCCAGCGGUGUUGUGCAAGAUCGUUCGCCAAUCGGUGACCUUUUCUGUCGGGUUUUUCGGCACACGCACAGAGACUCACUACGAGACAUCCCUGCCCGUGUCAGUAGAAGAAUGUCGGCGAAUGGCUCGUCAUCACAAUUGCUUGUAUGGGUCCCUCCGCGAGUCUUCGGGAGUGUGGCGCACAUCUCACGAGUUGCAUUUUCAGUUUCCCUCUGCCCCCUUCGGCUGCUGCACCAACCACACGGCGGAAGUUACUAACUGCUUUUGGUAUGCCACCACAGUGCAUACACGGCAUAACGAUGCCUUUCCACAGGCACCAGUUGGGGAUCUGUCUAACUGCGCCUAUGCGGAUGGGUUUUGCACUCUGGCGGAUGGCUCACUCCUUCUUUGGACCCCUAACAGGGAGGAGCGCUGCGCUUAUACGUUGGUGUCCCGCAUGACGGGGGAACUGUCCGAUGGUGUAUGGAUCAGUCGGGAUCGCGAGUUUGCACUGUCGUGGACUAACUCUUCCGCCACGGUAAUGGACUGUGACCACAGCCUUAUCCUCACAGACCAAGGCUACGGCGUUGAGCUCCAGCGUCGCCAGCCCCGAAGUUCAGCACCCAACGUGGGCCUGGUCACUUCCAAUCAAUUGUCCGCUCAGCUGUUAGCUGUGGAGAGCGCCUCGCUUUCCGCUAUGGGCACUCUCUUCCGCAAUGCCUUGCGCACGUUAUGCGACCGCACUAACACCAUCUCCAUCGCCCUCCAGGCUGCCCUCUAUGCGCACCCGACGCCAACUAUGCGAGCUCUCCUCGGGCGCCAGGAUAUCGCCGCCUCCUUCCUUGGCGACGGCUAUAUCCAAGUCCGACGCUGUGUUGCGUUACCCUCUUCAGCGCUUUCUUUUCUUCCCUUCAAUCACACCUGCUAUACCUUUCCCCAGGUGGAACUGCGGUUGCCCAGCGCCACUCGCAUGCGGGCCUUUCUCGAUCCGCUUACGGGCAUUAUCCACAAGCACGGGACGCCGGUCUCCUGUUCUGACACGCAACCCUUCCUGUUCCCCUCCAAUGACGGUAUACGCAGUUACGACCCACGCAGCGGAAGGUGGUCUUCGUUCACCCCCAAGGAGGUUACCAAACUUCCACCCGCAUCCCCCCAGCAAGCUUUCCGCCUCGCGCCUCCUCUCACGGUCUUCCACAACCUAAUUCUCACCAAUUUCAGUGAGGCGUCUAACGACCAUCAGCUUCACGAGCUAUGGGUGGCGCGGGAUCACUCCCGCUUGCUGGACCAUUUUUCGCGAGCGGAUGCUCCCUCAGCGGGUGGCCAAGGAUCAACAGUGGCGGCGGACUCCUCGGUCAGUUCAUUUUUUUCACUAUUUUCGAGUUUUCCUUCUCCUUUCGAUUUUUGGGUAACCUGCUGUUGCAUUUUCGUUACCUUUUCCUUUUUCAAAUCGUUGCUGUGUUUUUAUUUACGGCUACAGUUCCCUCACCUUUUCCAACAGCACACGCGUUCACCUUUUUCCGCGAUUCGCCCUCGCCCUUUGGCCUUACCUCCACCCACCACCACCACCACCUCGCCGCAUUAUUGA
Cooperia oncophora is the source of this 2634-nucleotide messenger RNA. The record is from the annotation of a GenBank genome assembly. Lineage: Eukaryota; Metazoa; Nematoda; Chromadorea; Rhabditida; Trichostrongylidae.